Messenger RNA from Lathyrus sativus (Indian pea), 486 nucleotides. Lineage: Eukaryota; Viridiplantae; Streptophyta; Magnoliopsida; Fabales; Fabaceae. The record is from the annotation of a GenBank genome assembly.
AUGUGUUCAAGUGUUUCCAGUCCUUUCAACAAAGCCCGCGACUUUGCACUCUGGUUGUGGAGUUCCCAUAACAAGGUAAACGAAAGGCUGAGGAAAGAAGAAGCUUCUAUAGGUACCGGUGAUCCCAAAUUCCCAAAGACAGUUUGGCCUCCAAAGCAGCUUUGCUCUUCCUGUUACCUUGACUAUGACCAAACAAGCAACAAAAUUGAAUGGAACCAGGAUGAAGUCUACAGGACUCUGAGAAAUUAUUACGGGAAAACACUCGUGUCUCUGUACAAAGAGAAUGGUAUUGCUGGAACUGAAGGAGCUGAAGGAGCCACCCUAGAAGAUUUAACAGUCGGGACGAAUGCAGUUGUGGUGCCGGUUGGAGCUGCUUUGGCAAUUGCUGUUGCUAGCUGUGCCUUUGGAGCACUCGCAUGCUACUGGCGUUCACAACAAAAGAGUCGGAAGUAUUUCCAUCACCUACACUCUUUAAAGAACAUAUGA